AUGCAGCUCUCUACCUUCGCUACCAUCCUUGGCCUCGUUUGUGCCGCCAUUGCUGCCCCUCAGGGCCAUGAGGGCGGCGAUGACCACAGCCACGGCGGAGAACACCCCGCCGUCGAGCGCUUCUGCUGUGCCUACAACACCUACCCCCCUGGUGCUACCUACAAGCCCUCCGGCAGCCAGAACCCCAUGGGAUGUGCCAAGACGAACGGCGCAUGCGGUGUUGACUUCCCCGUUCCCUGGACCUGCCCCGUUCCUCCGGCGAUCGCGAUUGGCAGCAUCUUCGACACCCUUGGCGACACCAUCGCCAACGCCGUGCCCAUCUAA
Molecule: messenger RNA, 324 nt
Organism: Aspergillus nomiae NRRL 13137
Lineage: Eukaryota; Fungi; Ascomycota; Eurotiomycetes; Eurotiales; Aspergillaceae
Exons: 2
Coding region: 1-324 (107 amino acids)
Source: RefSeq, a predicted model, not a curated record